This is a messenger RNA of Desarmillaria tabescens, 414 nucleotides long. RefSeq lists its product as uncharacterized. The transcript is spliced from 4 exons. NCBI's taxonomy places the organism in Eukaryota, Fungi, Basidiomycota, Agaricomycetes, Agaricales, Physalacriaceae. The coding region runs from base 1 to 414 and encodes 137 amino acids. The record is from RefSeq and is a predicted model, not a curated record.
AUGUCGUCCGGUGACGUAUUUAACGCCUCUUUCCUUUUUACCACCAUCUCCGUCGCCUUCCAGCCUAUUCGCCAUCUUCCCCGUCGCCCUACACCCGAAUCCUAUAUUAUUGCAGGUUGUAGCCUCCGCAUGUGGCCUCUUACUGGCAAGCUGACGCGAAGCCCAGCGAUACGAUGCUACAGACUGAAACUACCACGAAAGGUGGAUAUAUGCGCCUCGUUUAGACACCCUCAGCAGGAAUACGCCUUCGGAAAUUUCGUUUGGGUAGCAGGAUAUCUGGUUACCUCUCAGAAUGUCUCCAGUCGUUCUAUGCUCUCUAGCCGCCACUUGGGUGUGGUCACAGUCGCACUUGUCAUCACUCCAGCUAGCUUCCAUUUCGCUGUCUAUUUCGGUACAUCUAUCUUGACACCAUGA